This is a messenger RNA of Gregarina niphandrodes, 2388 nucleotides long. RefSeq lists its product as hypothetical. NCBI's taxonomy places the organism in Eukaryota, Apicomplexa, Conoidasida, Eugregarinorida, Gregarinidae. Bases 1 to 2388 code for a protein of 795 amino acids. The transcript has a single exon. The record is from RefSeq and is a predicted model, not a curated record.
AUGAAGACGGUAUGCUGCGACGAGUCAAGCAGCGGAGAGCGGCUGGGACUGCUGGCGUCGCUGAUGGAUCCCAAUGGGAUGCGUCCACCUAUUGACGGCUGUGAUGUUAGAUUGUUGACACUAGGUGACCGAACCGGAAAGGCUAGGGUUCAAUUCCUGGCGGUGGUGCCAAAGGAAGCCAUGAAGAAGUUGACUGAAGUUGCCAAGAAGAGUGACGCUCCCACAGAGGAAGUAGCGGCUUUAAAUGAAGGUAGUAACUUCUGCUGGCUGGAGUUGUGUUCCAGAAUUUUCAUGUAUAAACCAAGUCGUCAGAAACAUGAUACUUUGGGUGAAAUCCUGGCCAUGCAGGACAUCAAGAGGCAUCUAGAUAACUUAGACCCACAGGGUCGGUUCCACCACGCAUCCGAUCUAAUUUGCAGCGAAAGCGUUGUUCGGUCAAGAUCUGGUAAGGCGUCGAGAUCUGGUAAGGUGCCGAGGUCUGGUAAGGCGCCGAGGUCUGGUAAGGUGCCGAGGAAGGUAGAUGACUACGGCGAUGAGUCAUAUGACGAUUUGGACCCAUCGGAUCCGUCUAUGCGUCGUUUGAGGACCGAUAACGAGGUAUUGGAGGAUACAGACUCGCUGAAGGUCAUAGACUGCAGACCUUUGACACGUGUGGAGGCGACGGACGCCCGCAGUAGUGUACCGGAAGAGUGGCUGCCGCUGCUGGCGGAAGUUGCCGAUGUCGAGCGAGGCCUGUGCUGUGGGCCGACCCGCUACACCCCGAGUGGAUGUUGCCUGAUUGCUUCUGCAAUUUCUGGAGUUGCUGUAAUUAGUGGGGCAGCCAUACUCAGUUGGCUUAUUGCCCGUAACUCACAGACUGACACGGCCCCCGCAGCAUAUCCGAGUCGUUUCAAGACCACGAUGACUCAGUCCAUGUUGAACGAGCUCCAGAUGCUGGAGUCAAAAUGUCAGGAGCUAUUCAACUCGUCGGCGUAUACAAUCGGCAGUUGGCCCGUUAUGGACGCAGAUGGAGGGCGAUAUCCAUGUGGUGGUGGCAAUGGGCAGUUGCUAUGUGCAACGCAUCAGAACAACUCCGUAGGAACGUGUUAUCAUUUUGGCGGUCCGUGGACGUAUGAAGCCUUUGCGGUAAAGGAGGCGAUUGGACAUUAUCUACAAGACGGCAGAGAAUGCGUUGUUCGAUGUGAUGGUGAAGAGGAGGCGUUACGCAAUUUGUGGGAGGUGACCCAAAAAAGUUUAUUGUCGAUUCCACCCUAUCCUGGUCGGGGUUUCUCAGCUGUAUCGAAAAAACGCUCAGUUCCCGACCUGAAUGACUUCGAAGCGAUGAUGCGCCCGCGCUAUCCUGUGGAAGCAAAAUGCUCGGGAUCGUGUGUCGAUUGUGUUGAGGAUAGGAAAUGUUCCUGCAGCUUUUCACAGGUCACAUGUCAAGUUCGAACUAAGGCUGAGCAGGAGGAGAACAAAAUUGAGCUAGUUGCUUAUAACGAGGACCCGUGGUUUCUGUUUGAAAAAUUGUCUCCCUUCAGCAAGAAGAAAGACCUCUAUCAGGUAAUGGGUUGUAACUACAAAUGCCGUAAGGCGAACCCGGAUGUUGCCGUGCCCGCCAGCGUACGUUUCCUUGAGACGGAGCCUGCAGGUGAUGGUAGUCCUCUGAAAUUGAGGUUGAGCAGACGCGAGUUGAGUACGCUUCAGCUGCCUCUGGCAACGUGUAAGAACUAUGGUAGAGGCGGCUGGAGCAAAGUGGAAGAAAUUGGCCGAUACCCAUGCAAGGGGGGAAGCGGAGUAAUGAUGUGUAAAAAGGGCUCACUUGAGUGCAGCUCGAUGAGGAGGUUUUUUGGUACCUGCCCCGACUAUCAGCCUGUCUCUUGUCAUCGUUUUGGUCCGGUGUGGAUGGAUAUAUUCGCAGUGCAGGAUGCGGUUAAACGUUACGCAGACAACUUUGAUGAUUGCGUAGUACUAUGCUAUGAGAAGAAAGCAGUGGCGGGCCAACUGUGGCGAAAAGCCAAAGACAAUCUAGGGAGGGAUCGUAAGAAUAUGUGGGCGGAUUCGGCACUGAGUUUCGCAGAUUGGCUGCCGAAAUACUACUCUGCCGAGCCAGGCUGUUCAUCAACCUGUGAGGAGAUCUAUGAUAGCACCCGAAGUCCACUAUAUAUCUAUCGAGAGCCAUGCAAUGUAGGUAACUGCCUUUGUCAUGUUGCACACGUCAAAUGCCGGACCAUGCUCAAGAAGACAAGAGACCAGCAAGAUGUUGAACUGUGGGGCUUUAACGCACGGAUGCAAGAUGUGUUUGGGAUGCUAUCUAUCCCCGAGGCUAACGGCAAUGCUACAGACCCUCGAAUCAAAGAUAUCUAUACCAAAACGUGCAAUGCCACUUGUCAUGGAGUUAUGAUAUGA